AUGGACGAAGUCGAUAUAUUUAUUCAUUGCUAUCAAAAGAACAACUAUCUCUGCAAUGCAGCACUUAUUUCAUGGCAAGAGACCGAUCCUUCGGCUACGAGCCAUCUGAGCCUAGGAACGUCCAAUGGUAGAAUGGCUUCAGAGCCGGAACUCCUCAGCCUCGGAAGACAAGUUCGUGAUAUGACCUCCCUUGAAGAGGACGGAGAUGAAACUGACUUCCCCGAGGACGUUGACAUUCCAAUUGACGAACAGAUCGGGUCAAGUGACUCUGAGUCUAUGAAUGGGGCGGGAAUGGCUCACAGUGGCUCAGAUAAUACAAUUCCGCCUGGUUUUAUAAAGGGUGGCCAAUUGUUUCGGCAGGAGGAGGACUUUUCCCUGACUGGUGACAUGUCAUCCAGUCUGACGCACCCUGAUGCCAGUAAGCCGGCCAGCUACAGUCUGCCGGAGAUUUCCUACGGACCUCUACAGACUCCGAGUCAGACGACGGUUGCCGCAACGGAGACAAAAUACCAUGUUACUAUCCAGACUGGUGAUGAAGUGAACGCUGGUACUAUGUCGAAUGUUUUUCUCCGACUAAUCGGGCCCUUUGCAGAGACGAGUAACUACCGUCUGACGCCCGCUUCACCCAAUGCCAAGCUAUUUCAGCCAAAUUCAAAAGAGGUCUUCAUCAUCCAUUCGGCAGCGGAACUAGGAACUGUCGAGCGAAUUAUGCUAUGGCAUGACAAAUCCGGAGAAGAUCCCACCUGGCAUGUGAUAGAAGUCAAAGUGGUCGUUGAUAAGCAACCAUGGCAGGAAUUAACCUUUAAUGUCGACAAAUGGCUCACGGAAGAAGAAUCAAAAUUGGAGCUGCAGUAUCCAAGCAUAAAGUAUCUUUCGGAAAUCGGUAUGAACAGCUAG
Molecule: messenger RNA, 897 nt
Organism: Protopolystoma xenopodis
Lineage: Eukaryota; Metazoa; Platyhelminthes; Monogenea; Polystomatidea; Polystomatidae
Source: the annotation of a GenBank genome assembly